AUGUCUGCGCUCCGGCUUCUACAGCCCCUGAACAGCAUUGUCGCAGUAUAUCUGGUCCCGAGCGCAAGGGUCCUCAAGGACUUUACCGACUGCCGUGACAAUCGCUUCAGCUCCCAGGACCUCGAACCCCCAUCUGAGCUCUCCGUCUCGCUCCUGCACCAGGCUUGCCGUUCACCCCUUGCGAUCAUGAGCAAUCCUCCACCCGCCGUCGUGUCAUCGGAAGAGGGACGCCUGUACUACUACGGACUGCCUUCAAGACCCAUUCUUGUCGCCCGGACGAGCUCUGCUGUGUGGGUGUCUCCAGGGGACACGCGCCUCUACAUGGGAGAAAGGAGUAUCUCCCCUGUCGGUCCCCAUCCGCUACUUCACCUCAAUUGGGAAGAUCGUAUCGCACCAGAGAUUCACUCCCUGCUCGGCGACAAGGACGUGCAGUGGACAAGUCUCGAUGUCGUGCGGAUCGGCUAUACCCACGAAGCCAACACCCCUGUCAUUCUUUGGAUCGGGGUGUUGCCCAACAGCAUCUCGGCGCAAGACGGCCGUGCCAUAGUCAUGCAAUGUCUCGAAAUCCUUCAUGCUCACAAUAUCGCCGAUGUCGAAGUCGAGAUGCGCGAAUCUGUCGUCGUCCCACUGGCUGUCGGUCCGGCGCCUAAGCUUCCCGCGCUUGACAGCACAAGCUAUGCGUUGGGCGCCUCUGUUCUCUUGGAUCCUUUUACGACAUCACCCAACUUCCCGAUCAGCGCUUUCAAGAGUUCUUCUCAUCAGGGUACGGGCGGGUUCUUCGUUACCGACCUCGACGACCCAGGGAGGAUCCUUCUUGUUACCGCCCGUCACGCCAUCUUCUCGCCCGAAGAAGACGACGGCACGCUGUAUAGGCAUACGGAAGGCUCCGAGCGGCCGCCAUGUCUAGUCCAACUCUUCGCGGACGACGCUUUCGAACGGCACAAGGAGUUCUUACAGGAGAUGAUUCAAAAGUAUCGGGGCUUCAUCGACAUCCAGUCUUCCAGCAUCAAGCGUUUCGAUGGGCGCACGGAUCAGGCAGCGAUCGAGGCCAGAAGAUACUGCGAACAUGACGUGGGCAAUGCCCGCAGAAUGCUCUCGGAGCUCGAUGCCAUCUCCAAGUUCGUAGAGACAUUCGGCGAGGGCGAUCGUGUGCUCGGGCACGUCGUGCUCUCCCCGCCCAUUGGUUAUAACAUCGGACCGCAGGGAUACACGGAAGAUUGGGCCGUCAUCGAAAUGUUUCCAGCGAAGAUUAGUGCCGGGAACUAUCGCGGUAACGCGAUCGUGCUACAGAAAGCAGCGUUCGACAAUCUCAUAUGGCCGGCUAGACUAUCGAGACAGAUGCACCCAUACGACGCAACGCAUCCCAAGUGUUUCGACUAUAGCCUUAUCGACAAUCUUCUGCGGCUUGGUGGCACGAUCACAGACGGCGAACUGCGUCAUCCGACGUCGCUCGACGAGAACCGGGAGCAGUGUCGGACGGUUCUCAAGCGCGGCGCGGCGUCUGCUCUGACCGUCGGACGUGCCAACUCGAUCUUCUCAUACGUCCGCCGCGUCCAGGGUGACGGUAAGACUCUUAGCCGGGCCUCGAAGGAGUGGGCCAUCGUUGGUGGUGUCGGUGAGAUAUAUGAGUUCGCGACCAAUGGUGACUCCGGUGCCGUCGUUGUGGAUGGCCGCGGCCGUGUUGGGGGGUUGGUUACCGGUGGAAAUCGUGAGCAAAAGGGAGAUAUCACAUAUGCGACGCCGGCCUGCUUUAUACUGGAACGGAUGCACGCUUUGGGACUUCGAGUACACGUCGCCUGA
Peniophora sp. CBMAI 1063 is the source of this 1800-nucleotide messenger RNA. The record is from the annotation of a GenBank genome assembly. Lineage: Eukaryota; Fungi; Basidiomycota; Agaricomycetes; Russulales; Peniophoraceae.